CCUAAUUGGAUUUAUAGUCCUAUCAUAGCAAUCUUGUUUCUUCUCAAGGAAUCGAAGAGCUCUGCAACCCAUCCGGUUCUCGUGUUCAUCGAUUCUUCAGAUUAGGAGAUUAGAAUUAUGGCGUACGCUGCAAUGAAGCCGACAAAGCCGGGAUUGGAGGAGCCGCAGGAGCAAAUCCACAAGAUUAGGAUCACCCUGUCCUCCAAGAAUGUCAAGAACCUCGAAAAAGUUUGUGCUGAUUUGGUACGUGGUGCCAAGGACAAGAGGCUGAGGGUGAAAGGCCCUGUGAGAAUGCCCACCAAAGUUCUUCACAUUACUACUAGGAAGUCCCCUUGUGGUGAAGGAACCAACACUUGGGACAGAUUUGAGCUGCGUGUCCACAAGCGAGUGAUCGAUUUGUUCAGCUCCCCUGAUGUCGUUAAGCAAAUAACUUCCAUCACCAUCGAGCCCGGUGUUGAAGUUGAGGUUACAAUUGCAGAUUCUUAGAUGUGCCUCUGUCGUACUAGUUAGUCUUCUCCGAACAUGGGAAUUGAGAUUUGUGUUAGAGUUAGUAAGAUUUUGCCAUUCCAAGUUUAAAUUUAAAAGGCCAGUUUGUUGUGAGGAGCUGGAACCUCUGUUCUGUUGUGGUUUUAUUCAAUUGCAUGCUUGUUUUUUUGUUAAUCCAGUGAACUAUCAGCCUUCCCAAGGGAAACCAA
This is a messenger RNA of Diospyros lotus (date-plum), 695 nucleotides long. RefSeq names its product 40S ribosomal protein S20-2. The record is from RefSeq and is a predicted model, not a curated record. NCBI's taxonomy places the organism in Eukaryota, Viridiplantae, Streptophyta, Magnoliopsida, Ericales, Ebenaceae. The coding region runs from base 118 to 486 and encodes 122 amino acids. The transcript has 4 exons. Gene Ontology annotation, molecular function: structural constituent of ribosome; RNA binding. Gene Ontology annotation, cellular component: cytosolic small ribosomal subunit; ribosome. Gene Ontology annotation, biological process: translation.